UCACGUGACUAACUAUCCCUUCACCUUAACACUAACACACAAAAUGGCGCUCAACGCUCGCUUUCAUUUGUUGAUCUUCUCUGUGUUUUUUGUGGCCUUAACCCAAGCAAAUUUUGGCCAAUUCUUCGAGGACGUUUCGUCUUGUUUGAACGUUUGCAGUAAAAAUUUCUCUUCCAACGAAAAGAACCUCAAUGCUUGCCGGAGAGGAUGUCGUUUGUUUUAUGUUUGCAAGUUGAGUCAUAGUUUCCAGAGACUUAAUGACACAAACUUGGAAUGCUUUAAUGUAUGCCAUGAAGCAUAUGCCAACACAACAGCUGAAAAAUUUGCAUGCCGACAUGGUUGCAGCAGUGCACUUCCUGUGGCAGAACAACGAGAGAAAGAGAAGGAUGAGGAAUCUGAACCUCGCAUUCAUCUUCUCUACCCACUGAUGUAUGUACAUGGACUGUACAGCAACAUGAUACACAGGGUUUACAGACAGAUGAGCAUCAGUUGGUCUUUCUAUAUGCAAGGAGAUAAUGGUAAUCUUAUUGUGAUGCGAUCAAAACCUAAGGUUUAUGUGGAGUACCGUGGCUUUGACAGUGAUGGUGAUGAAUACCGUACUUCAAACUAUUUGGAGACAAACAUUGAAUCUGGCAACAAUGUGGCCACACCACAAUUGAAGAACUCACAGCUGCAUGCUGUUAACAGUCAGAAUGGUGAUGACGAUGAAGAAUUGAACAUUUCUCUGCAUGAUGUCAAUGGACAGAAUGCAGAUUGGUUGGCCUGCCUUUCUCUAAAAUUUGGGCUACCUCGAAUAUUGUUGACUGCUUUGGUCUUAUUCUGUGCAGUUGUAAUGAUUUGGUUGUGUCUGACUGCAGCUGUGACUGCUCCAGAACAUCGCAUUCCUGCAUCACCUCCAAAACUCAGUAUUUAUGGUGACCUGGACUACCUGGUGGAUUUUGAACAGAAGAAGAUGAAGAAAUGCCUUCCCCAAGACAUAGUAGUUGCUGCCCCUCUUCCGGUGAACAUCAAGAGUGACAGGAUCUAAUCACUGAGUGAACCAGAAGAGGAUUCCUGGAGCAGCCAAUUCUGAAACUGAAACUUCUGUCCCUCCUCCUCUCCCUGCUCCUACUCUUCUCCCUUCACUCUCUCUCCCCCACCCUCUUUGUUUUUGGCUGAUCUGGUAUACCUCAGUCAAAAUAUUUCUAUUUACUUCUCAAACAUUUCAG
Messenger RNA from Octopus bimaculoides (California two-spot octopus), 1208 nucleotides. Its product is annotated as transmembrane protein 59. NCBI's taxonomy places the organism in Eukaryota, Metazoa, Mollusca, Cephalopoda, Octopoda, Octopodidae. The record is from RefSeq and is a predicted model, not a curated record.